Messenger RNA from Betta splendens (Siamese fighting fish), 7880 nucleotides. RefSeq names its product complement C3 alpha chain-like. NCBI's taxonomy places the organism in Eukaryota, Metazoa, Chordata, Actinopteri, Anabantiformes, Osphronemidae. Bases 78 to 3215 code for a protein of 1045 amino acids. Gene Ontology annotation, molecular function: protein binding; endopeptidase inhibitor activity. The record is from RefSeq and is a predicted model, not a curated record. Gene Ontology annotation, cellular component: extracellular region. The transcript has 26 exons.
CCCGUCUGCGUCCAGAGAGUCUGUACAAGGAGAAGCUGGAGAACCGCUGCUGUAAGGACGCUCUGAGGGAGGUCCCCAUGCCGUACUCCUGCACGCGCCGCUCCCUCUACAUCACCGAGGGCUGGGAGUGCAUGCGGGCUUUCCGCUACUGCUGCUCCACGUACAGGGACCAGGUGUUUGACACCGACCAACCCACGACUCCUCCACCCACCACCACAGCUCCACCCACCACCACAGCUCCACCCACCACCACAGCUCCACCCAUCGUCAGCCGCCACUUUGGAAGGUUCAUUGAAAGAAUAGAUGGGCCCUUAUUUGAAGUGCCUCGAUUAUCUCCGCGGGUCCUGCUACGAAGCCAACCUGCACUAAAUGCUGUUGUACAGGGGAUUCCAGCAGCAGCAGCAGCAGGGGCGGCCAUAGCAGGUGCAGACGUGGAGGAGGAGGAGGAGUUUGAAGACCUGGAGUACAUGGAUGUGAAUGACGUGUAUCUGCGUACCAAGUUCUAUGAGUCCUGGCUGUGGAUGGAUGUUAAGCUGCCCAGCAGCACAGGCGCAGACGGGUUGGCAUCAAAGAAUGUGGACAGCGCUUUACCUGACAGCAUCACAGAGUGGGGACUUCUGGCCGUCAGUGCUUCACCACAAACGGGUUUCUGCGUCGCGGAGCCGUACAACUUCAGAGCAUGGAAGGAAUUCUUUGUGGACCUGAAGCUGCCGUAUUCAGUGGCCAAGAACGAACAGGUGGAGAUUAAAGCCGUGAUCCAUAACUACGCCGAAGCUGAGCUCCAGGUGAGGGUGAUCCUGAUGAAGACAAAAGACAUGUGCAGCGUCGCCUUCAAGGACGCACACACACAGCAGCUAAAAGUGCCCGCCGGCUCCUCGGUCACGGUGCCCUACACCAUCGUUCCACUGGUGGUGGGGAAGCUUCCCAUAGAGGUGAUGGUGGCGGCUGGAGACAUGAUGGGAGGAGACCGCAUCCAGAAGUCUCUGCACGUGGUGAUGGACGGCGUGCAGAAAAGUGACGUCUGGAGUGUGAUGCUGAACCCGUCGGCUGAAGGAGGGAAGCAGGUCGUUCGUCGAGUCAAAGUUGAACUGGAGUCAGUUGUGCCAAACUCUGUGCCGGAGACCUUCAUCAAUGUCAGAGGCAACGUGCUGGCAGACAGCAUCGAUAACUCCAUCAGUCAGGACUCUCUGGCGUCUCUGAUCCAGAUGCCCGGUGGGUGUGUGGAGCAGAACCUGGCCAGCAUCACGCUGCCGCUCAUCGCCACCCUGUACCUGGACCGAACCAACGACUGGGAGACUGUGGGGGUGCAGAGAAAGGCUGAGGCUGUCAGUUACAUCACCAGAGGAUACAAGAACCAGCUGGCAUACAAGAGGAAGGACGGCUCUUACCCACCGUACAGGAGCGAAGGUGCAAGUACAUGGAUCACGGCGUACGUGGUGAAGGUGUUCUCCAUGGCCUACUCCAUCAUCGGGGUGGACGAGCAGCACGUGUGUGACCCUCUGCUCUACCUGGUCAACAACAAGCAUCGGCUGCCGCAGGGAAGCUUCGUAGAGGACAACCCGGUUUACUCCACCACCAUGACUGGUGGUCUCCGUGGCGACGAUUCUGAGACGACCCUGACAGCCUUCGUCCUCAUAGCGCUUGCAGAAGCCAAGCAGGCAGGAAUGCGCUGCUCUGCUCAGGCUGCAGCCGAGCAGGUGAAGUCGGCUACGGAUAAAACGGCUGAAUACCUGAGGGCAGCGCUGAAGACGGCCGGGAGGAGGCCGUACACGGUGGCCAUCGCCUCCUACGCGCUGGCUCUGCUGGACAAGGACCAACCCUUCGACCCAACACAGGCUCUACUCAGAGCCGCAGCUCCAGAUCGCAGCCACUGGCCCGACAGACACAACCGCCUGUUCACCCUGGAGGCAACCGGCUACGCUCUGCUCGCGCUGGUCAAGCUGGGACGACUGGAGGAAGCCGCUGCUCCCUUCAAGUGGCUCAACAGCCAGCGAGGACGAGGAGGCGGCUUCGGCUCCACGCAGUCCACGAUGGUGGUGCUCCACGCGCUGUCUGAGUACCUGAUUAGAAGGCCUCCUCCUGGGGACCUCAGUCUGGACGUGGAUGUGCGCUUAACGGGACGCAAGGAAAUCCGCUACGCGUUCAACCCCACCAGCGCCUACGCCGUCCGCUCGUCCAGGUUGCCGGCUAAUUCUGAUUUGGAGGUGGAGGCUCGAGGGAACGGAGAGGGAAUCUUGGAGGUUGUGACUUACUACAACCAAGUGCAUGAAGCCGAUGAGAAGAAACCCUGCAGGGACUUUGAGCUCAGCGUGGCCAUUGAAGAGUCCAGCGAGAAGCCUCCUGCUGAGGUGGAGAAGUCCUACCAGCUCACCAUCAAAGUCAGAACUCUAGGACCCAGAGACGUGAGGAUGGUGGUUCUGGACAUCAGUCUUCCAACAGGCUUCACUCCAGAAAUCUCAGACCUGGAGAAGUUGUCCAACUCAGUGGAUCGUUACAUCAACAACUUCCAGGUUGUGGAUAACCUGAGUGAGAGAGGCUCCCUGAUCAUCCACCUGUUCAAGGUUUCACACAAAGAGCCUGAGAUCCUGAUGUUCAGGCUUCAGCAGAAUUUCAAAGUGGGGCUCCUCCAGCCGUCCUCAGUUACCGUCUACGAGUAUUACAACCCAGAUCACCGCUGCUCUCGGACCUACUCCCCUAAGGAGGACAAGGAGGCGCUCACUCAGAUCUGCAAGGACAGCGUGUGCCGCUGCACACAGGGCGACUGCUGCAUCUCUAAAGCCGACAGUGAACAGUUCCUGAACAAAGAGAGGGAAGUGUUUGCCUGCAAGAGUUUGCAUCACGUUUACCAGGUGAAGGUGUUGAGCGUCAGUGAGAGUUACUACGACAGAUACGAGAUGGAGAUCACGCGAGUUAUCAAGCUGGGUUUGGAGAGCAGUGUUGAAGUGGGACAAACGAGGUCUUUCUUGUCUCAUGGUGGGUGCAGAGACGGGCUCAACCUGAAGCAGGGCUCCCAGUACCUCAUCAUGGGCCCCGAGGUCGACCAGUGGACCAUCGACACUGAGACCAACAAAUACAUCUACAUGUUGGGAAAGGACACCUGGGUGGAGCUCUGGCCUUCAGCGGAGGAGGCCGCCAGCAGUGCAGCUCUGCAAGCGAAGAGCAGGAGCCUCAGCGAGGCUGCACACGAACUGUCUGUUUACUCCUGCAGGCUGUAGAGGCCUCAGUGGUUCUGGUCCUGAGCUCACAGUGACAGCAGGCUCAUUUCAUUCUGUGCACUGAGAGUCAUUUUGACUGUAGUUUCCACAGUAAAAGAGGAACUGAAAGUCUGUUUAUCUACGUUUUAAAAGAACAAACAGGGUGUUGCUGUCAGUGCAUGUUGUUUAGGUUGAGCUAAAAUUAAAACGAUGCAGCGUCAUUAUUGAAGCACCACCGUCUUUAUUCUCUCUCAUUUACAGGUGGACAAGCGUUUUUACAGUUUGGCAGGAUGUAAACAAUGGAAUGCAUUUAUACCUGACAUUUAAAUAGUGCAAAGCAUUCGCUGAGGCUUCGGUGUCUUAUUGAAUAUGAUUUAUUUCUGUAAGUCAGGAGCAAACGAUGAGCUGUUUGUUCUGUGUUACUGUAACUGUGCUCGUGUCGUCAGGUCGUGAUGAGUCUCAACACCAGGCGGCGUCAGUUGGCUUUGGUGACUGUGCUGUACAGGGCUGUUACAUCCUCCUCAGCUCCCUGAACUCUGUGGGACAUAAGAAGCAAGAAUCAGGCGAGCGUGAGGUUCAGUGUCGAGCUCAGCUGGUGUGACGUUGGAGUAAACUGGAUCGGCCUGGUUCCUGCAGAACCGGACGCUGGAGUACUGAAGAGCGUCCUGCUCCUCUUCUCCCUCAGCGAGUACACGCUUCAGAACCAAAGGCCCGUUGUUAGUUUUCACUACACGUUAAACAUUUACCACAGAAACAUCUACAAACUCACUUCCUCACCUGCUCGCUGACGCGUCCAGUCUCUUCAGGCUCUGAGGGCGGUUUAGAAACGCUCCUCUUUCUAGUUUAAAUGACAGUAAUGAAAAUACACUUUGACAAAGUGAAACCGUUUCAAAAUAUUAAAGACGUUUAACAUCAGAAAUGCAGCAGCCAUGAGGUCACACUGACCUCAGACCAGAAAAUACUCAUCAAAUUUAAAGGAAAUUCCCUCAAAUGAGUCUGGACAAAACUAGGUCACAACUGUUCCUGGAAAAAAAAUAAAGACUCAAGUUGUCGGUUUACAUUUAACUGUGACCUGUUUACCUCAUCAGUACCACUAAAGAGAGGAGAAUCAGCACCAGGACCACAGCACAGAUUAUUCCAGUCACGACAGGAUUCAAUGUUCCCGAAUCUGGAGGAGACAAAAGCUUCAUAUGAACCUUUGACUGAGACGUGAAGAUUCACUGCUUUAUAAACAUCACUGCUUUACUCACAUCUCACAUUGACAGAGACAAACUCAGAGCGUCUCCUCCCCAGCUGGUUCUCAGCUUCACAGUAAAAGUGUCCAGAGUGAUUCAACUGGAUGGAGCUGAAGACGAGCUGUGGACCUUCAUGGGUGAAUUCAGGAUGUGAGUCUCUGUACCAGGUGUAAUUAGCUGCUGGGUUAGCGUCACUGCUACAGGUCAGAGUCACUGGACUGUUCUCCAGAAUGUCACCAGAGGGAACCACUGACACUGAGGGAACAUCUGGAGCAUCUGCAGGAGAAACACUGAUUAAAUGUGGGAUCAGUGACGACUCCUUCAGUUUCACAGUCACAGUAAAACAAACUCACACACUGAGGCAGAUUUGAAGUUUUCUCGUCCCUUUAAGGCACAAACGAUGGCGUCUCCAGGAUGAACGCGGCCUCUGUAAAACCCGUCCUCCGUCGGGACCUCGUGUCCGUUCUUGAACCAGACGUAGGAAAGACGAGCGGCUGAGCUGCAGCUGCUGAGACACCUGAGCUGUGCGUCAGUGUAAGAGUCCUGGAGCGUUGAUGUGAUCACCUGCACCUGGAGAACUGAGACCACGAAGAAGCAGCUGUCAGAUCACAGUCACAGCGGUUCCACAGGUUGUGUGUGUUGGUCAGUACCUGUGACAGUCAGACUGGGUCCAGAUAAACUACGGCCCCACUCAAAGCCUCCUGCUCUGAAUGUGAAGCCGUACUGUCCUGAAUCCGUCUCUGUCACAUCAGAGAUUCUCAGAGUGGAGCCUCCUGUCGCUGCUUCAAGGACCUGAACACGACCUGUAAACUGGACGUCUGUACGAAGGUCCUGAGGCUGUGAAGGACUCUGACCACUACGGUCAGAACGGAACCAGAACUCAGAUGUGAUGGAUCCAUAAUAACUGUUAUAAGUACAGGAAAUGUCCACUGAUGAUCCUUUGACGGCACAGAUGCUUCUGUCAGUGUAAAUCACUUUGUUGCAGGUUUUACCGUAAACACCUGAAAGAUCAAAAGUACAAAUUGAACUCAACUCUGGUAGAAAUGCUUUUACAUCAUGUUUCCAUAGUUUUUCCUCUGUGACGAAGGUGGACUGAACAGUGGUUGUUCAUUCUGAGACGUCAGACGCUUCACGACUCGUGGUUUCACCUAAAACUGAGCCAACAGACGUUGACUGACAGACAUCAGUGAUGAGUUCAGUCAGAAAUGUGUGCGUGUGCAGCUCCUAGUGAAUCAUGACCAGGUCAAGUUGAACAGUGGCUCAAUGCUGUUACUGUGUGUUAGUGGAGGAAACUCACAGACUGAAGCAGAAGGGAAAUCCUCACGUCCACUGAGAGCACAGGAAAAACUGUCUGCUGAACUGGAAGAUGCAGAUAUUACUUUCUGGUUUUCAUUCAUCUUGUCUCCGUUCUUGUACCAGAUGAAGGACGAAUGAUCAGGGAGACGACAGCUGCUGAAACACUGGAGCCAUGAAGAAUGUCUCCAAACUAGAACCUGCAGAUCUGGGUCUAAUAAAAAGAACAAACAUUUAAAUUCUCAGAUCACGUACACAUGAAAAACAAGGAAAGUUUAUAGAAGUUAUUAAAUAAUACGUAACAAAGAACCAAUGAAACUACUGUGUAACUGUGUCUUAACAGUGAUUUGUGCUUUGGACAAACAGUAAGUUUGUUUUCUACAUUCCGCUGUGUGUGUUGGUCAGUACCUGUGACAGUCAGACUGGGUCCAGAUAAACUACGGCCCCACUCAAAGCCUCCUGCUCUGAAUGUGAAGCCGUACUGUCCUGAAUCCGUCUCUGUCACAUCAGAGAUUCUCAGAGUGGAGCCUCCUGUCGCUGCUUCAAGGACCUGAACACGACCUGUAAACUGGACGUCUGUACGAAGGUCCUGAGGCUGUGAAGGACUCUGACCACUACGGUCAGAACGGAACCAGAACUCAGAUGUGAUGGAUCCACUAUAACUGUUAUAAGUACAGGAAAUGUCCACUGAUGAUCCUUUGACGGCACAGAUGCUUCUGUUGGUGUAAAUCACUUUGUUGCAGGUUUGACCACUGACACCUGGAAAAUAAAACCAUGUUCAAUCACCACUGUUACAGUUACAUCAGUAGAACAGCAGGUUCACACUUGCUGAAUUUAAUGUACAGUAAAUAUAUAAUAUGAAACAUUAGAAUUGAGGAGUAAACUCACAGACUGAAGCAGAAGGGAAAUCCUCACGUCCACUGAGAGCACAGGAAUAACUGUCUGCUGAACUGGAAUAUGCAGAUAUUUCUUUCUGGUUUUCUUUCAUCUUGUCUCCGUUCUUGUACCAGAUGAAGGACGAAUGAUCAGGGAGACGACAGCUGCUGAAACACUGGAGCUUUGGCCACGUAGAAUAUCUCCAAACUAGAACCUGCAGAUCUGGGUCUGGUAAAAAAAGAACAUUUGAAUUCACACAUAAUAAAGGUUCAUAAACCAUACAAGAACAUGCGUAACUAUGUCUUAACACACUUAAGUUGUGUGUUUUCUACAUUCAGCUGUGUGUGUUGGUCAGUACCUGUGACAGUCAGACUGGGUCCAGAUAAACUACGGCCCCACUCAAAGCCUCCUGCUCUGAAUGUGAAGCCGUACUGUCCUGAAUCCGUCUCUGUCACAUCAGAAAUUCUCAGAGUGGAGCGUCUUCUUGUUGUAUAAUUGACCUGAACACGACCUGUAAACUGGACGUCUGUACGAAGGUCCUGAGGCUGUGAAGGACUCUGACCACUACGGUCAGAACGGAACCAGAACUCAGACGUGAUGGAUCCACUAUGACUGUUAUAAGUACAGGAAAUCUCCACUGAUGAUCCUUUGACGGCGCAGAUGCUUCUGUCAGUGUAAAUCACUUUGUUGCAGGUUUGACCACUGACACCUGGAAAAUAAAACCAUGUUCAAUCACCACUGUUACAGUUACAUCAGUAGAACAGCAGGUUCACAGUUGCUGAGUUUAAUGUAAAUAUAAACUCACAGACUGAAGCAGAAGGGAAAUCCUCACGUCCACUGAGAGCACAGGAAUAACUGUCUGCUGAACUGUUAGACACAGAUAUUACUUUCUGGUUUUCAUUCAUCUUGUGUCCGUUCUUGUACCAGAUGAAGGACGAAUGAUCAGGGAGACGACAGCUGCUGAAACACUGGAGCUUGUUACUGUUUUGAACCUUGACCUGUAGAUCUGGACGCACAACAACAAAUAAAUGUACAAAGUGUAAAUAUUUUACAUCAGUAGCAGUUUAAUGCAUCAUCUGAUCCAAUAGUUCAGACUGGAUUUCUUAUGGUUUUUAUCAUCAGCUGUGCUAAACUUCAAACAUUGAUUUCACCAUGAGUCCAAACAACAUUAAAGUAAAAGUGUUACCUUUGACAGAUAAAGUGACUCCAGGUUCACCAGUAAAUCUCCCUUUAUACUGGUUUGUGCUGAAUCUAAAAUAAUAAACACCUGCGUCGCUCUGUC